Messenger RNA from Pelobates cultripes (western spadefoot toad), 16398 nucleotides. The record is from the annotation of a GenBank genome assembly. Lineage: Eukaryota; Metazoa; Chordata; Amphibia; Anura; Pelobatidae.
AAUUCCUGGCAGGCAGUGGCAGUGUUUUAUCUGACCGUCCCCACUCGCACGCUGAGGUGAUAUGAUCGCGGUAAAUUCAUUAAAUUGCCGUUUCUCCGUGUCAGUUCCCAGCAGGCAUCUCCCAAGCCGCCUCUCCAGAGCGAGGACCCCGCUCAGCCAUGUCGCCAGGCUCGCGGUCUCCGCCGAGGAACAGCCGUGUCGGUAAAAAGAAAAAGAGGAGAAACAGCGACGACAGCAGCAGCAGCAGCAGCAGCAGCAGCUCGGCCUCGUCCGACAGCUCGGACAGUGAUCGCAGGACAUCCCGGGAUUGCAGGUGGAAAGAGCGGAACCGGGCGGACAGUCCGGGGAGGGACACUUACCGGAGAGGGAACCGUGCGGACAGUCCGGGGAGGGACACUUACCGGAGAGGGAACCGGUGUAACAGCCCUUACCGGGCACCGAGUGGUAACUGGUCUAAUACCCGGGAGAACAAAGCACUGAGAGGCAACCGGUCUAAUAGCCGUGAUAGAGCAUCCAGAAAGAACUGGUCGCCUAACAGGGAAGACAGAGAACCGAGAGGGAACCGGUCUAAUAGCCGGGAGAACAGGGCACCGAGACGGAACCGGUCUAAUAGCCCGAAGAACAGGGCACCGAGAGGGAACCGGUCUAAUAGCCGGGAGAACAGGGCACCGAGAGGGAACCGGUCUAAUAGCCGGGAGAACAGGGCACCGAGACGGAACCGGUCUAAUAGCCGGGAGAACAGGGCACCGAGAGGGAACCGGUCUAAUAGCCGGGAGAACAGGGCACCGAGACGGAACCGGUCUAAUAGCCGGGAAAACAGGGCACAGAGAGGGAACCGGUCUAAUAGCCGUGAUAGAGCACCCAGAAAGAACCGGUCGCCUAACAGGGAAGACAGAGAACCGAGACGGAACCGGUCUAAUAGCCAUGACAGAGCACAGAGAGGGAACCGGUCUAAUAGCCGGGAGAACAGGGCACCGAGAGGAAAGAGGUCUAAUAGCCGUGACAGAACAUCGAGAGGACGUCGGUCUCACAGCCGGGAGAACAGGGCACCGAGAGGGAACCGGUCGCCUAACAGGGAGGACAGAGCACCGAGAGGGAACCGGUCUAAUAGCCGUGACAGAGCACCGAGAGGUAACCGGUCGCCUAACAGGGUGGAUAAACCACAGAGAGGACACCGGUCCGGUAGCAGUGAAAACAGGGCACCUAGGAGACACUGGGAGGAUAAAGCACCGGGCAGGAGGCGUUCUGGUAGUAGGGAGAAAAAAGCCCCAAUAGGAUACCAGUCCGGUAGCCGAGAGGGGAAGGUACCAGACAGGAGGCAGUCUGGUAGCCUAGAGAAGAAGGUACCGGGCAGGAGUCGGUCCUGUAGCAGUGAGAAGGCCCCGAGAGGGUACCGGUCCGGAAGUAGCGAGGAGAAGGCAAGGCGGACAUAUCGGUCCGGUAGCCGGGAGGAGAAGGUAACAGACAGAAGCCGGUCCGGUAGCCGGGAGAAGGUGGUACCGGGCAGGAGGCGGUCCUGUAGCAGUGAGAAGGCCCCGAGAGGGUACCGGUCUGGUAAUAGCGAGGAGAAGGCAAGGAGGACAUAUCGGUCCAGUAGCCGGGAGGAAAAGGUUCCAGGCAGGAGGCGGUCCUGUAGCAGUGAGGAGAAGGUCCCGGGCAGGAGGCGGUCCUGUAGCAGUGAGGAGAAGGUUCCGGGCAGGAGGCGGUCCUGUAGCAGUGAGGAGAAGGUUCCGGGCAGGAGGCGGUCCUGUAGCAGUGAGGAGAAGGUUCCGGGCAGGAGGCGGUCCUGUAGCAGUGAGGAGAAGGUUCCGGGCAGGAGGGGGUCCUGCAGCAGUGAGGAGAAGGUUCCGGGCAGGAGGGGGUCCUGUAGCAGUGAGGAGAAGGACCCGAGAGGGUACCGGUCCGGUAGCAACGAGGAGAAGGUACCGAGACAGUACAGGUCUGUUAGCCGGGAGGAGAAGGUACCGAGACAGUACCGGUCCGGUAGCAGAGAAGGCAGAGUACCGAGCAGUGAGGAGAGGCGGCCGCCAAGCUCAGAGAGUGAUGGCAGUCCAGGGAGGAGGGAGCACCAGACUCGGUCCAGUAGUCAGGAAAGCUCCGGGAGAAGACAGAGGAGAGGCCGCAGAUCCAGGUAAACACAGACAUGGAGGGAAAUAAUCAUAACAUGUAAAUACCAUUGUUAAUAUUAUUAAUGCACACAGGUAAAUGCCAAUAUUGUUAUUAUUGCACCCAGCCUGGUAUUUGGGUUUGGUGGUUUAUGCAGGCAUACAGCCAUUCUCCAUAACCAAGUGUCUUUAUUUGAGAGGGAUAGUCCCUAUUUUGGGUCCUUUUUUCUAGGAGCUCCAUAUUGUUAAAAGGAUACAUUGUUCGUGUUCUAUAUUACAUUGCAGUUGCAAAAAUAGUUAUUAGUGAGUCACCUAAAACUUCUCACCUGUCCAUAUCCCCAAUCACACCACUAAAAUUAAAGUGUCCCUCUUUGUCCAUUAGCAGUAUGUACAACACACUGAUUAAGCAGUUUGGCAAGUCAGUGGUUAAGGUCUGUAUUGUCCUUAUGGUGCCUAAGCAUCAAAGGAAAUGAACUCCAACACAAUCUGAAAGCCAAGCUAUCUCCGUUAUAACACAUUGUUAGGUGAGAUCUAGUUCUUAAUUGUUCAGGUGGUGGUGGUGGUGUUAUUAUUAGCAUUUAUAUAGUGCCAACUGUCUCCACAGCGUUUUACUAUGCUAUAAAGAUUAUGAAUUAAACAAUUGGAUUAUCAUACGAAGUAGCGAAUACAAAAGUAACAUUUUUAUUUUUUGUUACACUGCUACUUUUGUCUAAAAGCAUGUCUUUAAUUACAUAUUUGUUGCAAGAAGAACUACUAAGAGGAAUUCAGAUAUGCCAACCGUGUCACAUCCAGAUGCUCUAUCGGAUUGUAAUAUAAAGAAAAUUAAUCCAUGCAUUUCUAACUUGGUUUAAACUUGUUAUUUUAGGUCAGAUUCUGAAGAAAGGCAGAAACGAAAGGCACGGAGCAGAGACCGAGAACAGAGAAGGAAAAAGGAGCGCCGUUCUUCAUCUCCUUCCGAGGAUGAAGCCACCAAGAAAACGCAAAGAAAGAAGAGAGUAAAAAGGUCCAGGUCAAGGUGCUCUGUGUCGUCGGUCACAUCUCCAUCGCCAGCAAGGUCACAGGAGUCAUGCGUUAGCCUCCAGGAGCGUAUAAAGCAAAAAGAGGAUAAGAAAAAUAAAGAAGAGAUGAUGAAAGCUAUGGAAACCCCAGAGGAAAAGCGAGCCAGACGUUUGGCAAAGAAAGAAGCAAAGGAGAGGAAGAAAAGAGAGAAGAUGGGCUGGGGGGAAGAGUACAUGGGAUACACUAAUACAGACAACCCAUUUGGAGAUAAUAAUCUUUUGGGCACCUUCAUCUGGAACAAGGUUAGCUAUAUCACUUUUGAUUUAUCAAUAGUAUCUGCUUCCCUACCUACACUGUUGGGAGCUAUAGUGCUAGGAAAACAUGUUUUCUUAGCACUAUAGUAGGGGUGCCCAAAAAGUAGAUCCCCAGACAUGGAACUACAACUCCCAUGAUGCUUUGAAUGCCUUAUGAAUGGCAAAGAAUCAUGAAAGCUGUAGUUUUUUAAAACAUCUGGGGGAUCUACCUUUUUUGCACCCCUGCACUCUAGUUUCCCUUUAAAUCUCAAUGUGUAAAGGACAUCUUCCCACUUUCAACUUUGUGUGUGUGUGUGUGUGUGUGUGUGUGUGUAUGUGUAUGUGUGUAUAUAUAUAUAUAUAUAUAUAUAUAUAUAUCUCUCAUAAAACUGGCCUUGUCUCGGUCCUCGUUUGGGUUAUCUAUAAAAUGUGGACCACUGCAGUUCACAGAGGACGUAUUUGUGUCGUGCUGCUUUUAAACAAAUUGAAAAAUAGACAACAUAAAGGAAAACUUCAUGCUCCAUAGCCACUAUAGCCCGUUGUAAUGGUUAUGGUGCCAGGAGGGCCAUGGCGCUCUCGGAGGGUGAAUAGUCAAGCUGUUUAACAAUGAGGGUUUAACAAUUUACAGGUUGUCCAUCUGACACCUGUAAUGGCACUUUUUGUGUAUUCGCCAGUGACUAAUUAUUCACCAAGAAAAUUUAUUCUUCUCUUUUCUGCAGGCGCUAGAGAAGAAGGGAAUUGGACACCUUACAGAAAAGGAUCUUAAGGAUAGGAAUAAAUCGAUCCAAGAAGACAAUCGCUUAGAGCUGCAGAAGGUAUUAAGAUGUAAUCCAGAAUGCAGACAGUGCAUUAGAUGCACUGUAUUAAGUGUACUACACUCCAUUAGUUAUUUUUUUUUGUGGUGUCUAAUGUUCUGCGUUUGCUAGACCUGAAGUAUGAUUACUUUGUCUUUUGUUUAAUUUUAAGGUCAAACAACUUCGUCUGGAGCGUGAGCGAGAGAAGGGCAUGCGAGAGCAGGAAUUGGAGAUGUUGCAGAGAGAAAAGGAGGCCGAACAUUUUAAGACUUGGGAAGAACAAGAAGAUACAUUUCAUCUACAACAAGCCAAACUGCGGUAUGAACAUGGAUGUUGCGUGUGUGUAAUUGCUAUAGUCUGUUUCAUUAUUUUAGGGUAUUGAAGUACUUUUAAGCUUUUUAGAAAACAAGUGCAGCCAGAUAGGCACAAUUUUAUUUAUAUUUUUUUCCUCUUUAUUUCUUCAUUAGUGGCAUGAAAGCAUUCUUCACAGUAAUGGCCUCUAAAUUUCCUGUGAUUAACGUUUCGUUGCAUUAUCAUGCCUUUCAAUCACAGGAAUGUUAUAGUGCCUCUGUCCCUACUUCAAUAUAGGUCUACCCCCCAAAAACAAAUUAUAUUACAGUUUUACUUGCCUUUUUUUCAGCACUGACACUUUUUAUGCGCUGCUCACCUCCCUUAAUGUCGGUGAGAAGGAAUGGCCUUUGUCACGGCAAGGGUGUAUAAUUUAUUAUUACACUAUGGAAUAUCAUCUUUUAAUGUAAUUUGUGUAGAAAAUGUCACAAAUUACAGAGAUGCUAUUGCUGAGGUCAACAGGGGUUACAUCUUUUGAAGCUGGGACCCCCACAGAGGUCAGAUGACAGAAGGGGUAGUGUGAAUGGCAUAGCAAUGUGAAAAGGAUUUUACUAUAUGGAUGUGAAGUAAUCCAUGAUCUGCAAGGUGUGAGGUUCUACACUUGGAAAAAGUCUGAAUGUCUCUUCAUCCAUUUGGCAUGUACCUUGUAAAGGAUAGUUCAAUCAUUUGAAAUGGUAAUGGGAUUUGUUUCAUGAAGAUCCUUGUGUUACAGUAUCUUAUCCAAGUGAAACAUUCAUACUUACCCACAGAUUAAUAAUUAAGCCUCAUUUUUAUUAUAUUUGGAAUGGGACAAGCCCAAUCUUUUAAUUAAGCCCAAACCUGAGUUGCACAACUUUAAACCGUGUGGCAGGACUUGUGAUGUCUGUCGUAUUGGAUCGUGGGUGGGGCGUGCAACAUGUCUUUGGAAUGGGAAAACAAUAACAAAUUCAUAGAGGCAAUUAUUAUUUCUGUGGCAAGUACAGUAGAGGAGAUAAAACCAAAAGUUUGUAUGUGGGUUGUUGGUUUCUGGAACAAAGGAGGUGGUCACUUAGUAUCCACCCCUGGAUGAGGCGUGUCAAUUCACAGGGUAUAUCUCCUGUGAUUCUGAAGGGUGUUUGUGUACUUGCUUGGGUCCAAGAUUUAAUUUUGAGUGAGUCACCAUCUUUCCUUGCCAGAGACCCCCUGGACAGAAGUUGUACUUUGAAAAAACCUAAGUGAGUAAUUAGGACUUCUGUGUUUUAUCCUUUUUGUUUUUACUUGUUGUUGGUGUAAAUAAUUUGUUUAUCAUAUAUUGUUAUAUGCACUGUGACUAUCUUUUGCUCAUAAUAAAUAUUCAUUUAUUAAGUUUUGCCUUUGUCUGGUUAAGAAUCACGUUACCUGAAGAGAUUAGUUAGUAUUUUUGUAAUUCCUUGAAUAUUGUACUAAGUAAUAUUUGGUGGGUUUUAUUGUUGAUUUACCUGGGGGACCAAUGCACCCCAUUUAUAAAUUGUCUUGGUGGUGGCAGCGUUAAAUAGUUAUAUUAUUAUGUCUAAGUGUCGGUGGUGUUAAAGGGGGAUUUUGUCAUUAUUUCCGGUCUAGUGCAGACAAAUAGUGAACUUUAACCCUUUCACAACCACAACUACGUCACGCGCACUCUUGGAGUAGGGUGUGUUCGUGACAGCCUUCUCUGGCAAUAGUCAUAGAGGGGCACUGGAGACCUGAUGCGCAUGCGCUGCGAGGGUCACACGCACAGCCAAACUUUCCCAUAGGAAAGCAUUGUAUUCACUCGGUCAGUGCAGUCAGAAGUGCAUAAUGGCAGCCACUAGAGGUGUAGUUAAAGGACCACUAUAGUGCCAGGAAAACAUACUCGUUUUCCUGGCACUAUAGUGCCCUGAGGGUGCCCUCACCCUCAGGGACCCCCUCCCGCCCGGCUCUGGAAAGGGGGAAAGGGGUUAAAACUUACCUUUUUCCAGCGCUGGGCGGAGAGCUCUCCUCCUCCGUUCCUCCCCAUCGGCUGAAUGCGCACGUGCGGCAAGAGCUGCGCGCGCAUUCAGCCGGUCGCAUAGGAAAGCAUUCUCAAUGCUUUCCUAUGGACGCUGGCGUGCUCUCACUGUGAAAAUCACAGUGAGAAGCACGCAAGCGCCUCUAGUGGCUGUCAAUGAGACAGCCACUAGAGGAAAUAGGGAAAGGCUUAACCCAUUCAUAAACAUAGCAGUUUCUCUGAAACUGCUAUGUUUAUGAAAAAAUGGGUUAACCCUAGCUGGACCUGGCACCCAGACCACUUCAUUAAGCUGAAGUGAUCUGGGUGCCUAGAGUGGUCCUUUAACCCUGCAGUGUAAACACUACUGUUUUUUUCAAAAUGUUUUUUAUUUAUUUUUUAUUGCAAGGUUAAAAGGGCAGGGCCACUGCAUCUAGACCACUUCAUUGAGAUACUAUAGUGGUAAUUUAAUCUGAUUAUUUAGAUUUUGAUCAUGACCUUUUUUCUUUUUAAUCAUCUCUUCAUCUUGUAGCUUAUUAAACAUUUCUCAGCCUUUGUCGCAUAUUAGCGUCUCUUCUCAGCAAUGACUUGUCAUUAUCUUGCUUUUGAACAAGCUAUUCCGUGCAAGUACUGUACUAAAACAAAACAAUGUGUCCGCAGAGGGUGCCAUUGAUUUAAAAAAAAAAUGUUAGACAUUUGACAAAAACACAAACUAAGUUAAAAAGAUAUGAAGGACAUAGCAUCCCUAGAAGCAAACAUGAUUGUGUAGCAUGUACUUCAUUUAUAUACUGUAUACCCAGUCACAUGCCAUCCUUUAUGAAAGGGAUAUAUAAUCUAACCCAUCACAACCAGCAAGUGUGACUCUUCACAAAAUCAAAGAGUAAAAAGGAGCCUGAGGAUCAAACUCCAUGGGCAAAGUCAUAGCUCAGGAUUUUUAACAUCAUUGUAUUUUCGUUUAUUAGUUCCAAGAUCCGCAUCCGAGAUGGCCGUGCAAAACCCAUUGACCUUCUGGCAAAAUACAUCAGCGCAGAAGACGACGACUUGGCUGUGGAAAUGCAUGAACCUUACACUUUCUUGACUGGACUCACUGUGUCUGACCUGGAAGACUUGCUGGAAGAUAUUCAGGUGUGUGCCACAGUACUCGCAGUAGGAAUAACAUUUAUUUUAAUAUAGCAAUAAUGAAACUGUCAAAAUAACCUUUGCAAUGUGUGUGAUGCCAUCGUCAUGCAUUCCAAGUCGGAAAUUUACCCGUCUUGUUUUGCUUUUCCCCCCUUCUCUUCUGCUCAGUUUUGCUUAUUUUCAUUUUAUACAUUUUAUAAAACAAAAAUCGUGUAUUUAGAUAUCCUUUUUUUUAAAUUUUGUUGUUCUUAUAUUUUGGACUGUGAAGAGUACUGUUUAACUACCAUUAUUAGAAAGCAAUACGGCCUUUGCAUCUUUCAUUUUAUUGUGCUUUCUUUAUUGCCUUUUUGCUCUUUAGAUCUACAUGGAAUUGGAGCAGGGGAAGAAUGUGGAUUUUUGGAGAGAUAUGACCAUCAUCACAGAGGAUGAAAUCUCCAAGUUACGCAAGCUGGAAACAUUCGGGAAGGGACCAGGUUAGACAAAAUUAGUAUUUUUGUUUUGGGUAGGGCUUUGCUUAUUCUAGUCGUUUGAAUUAACACAUGAACAAAAUAACCGAAUCAGAGCAUUUUUUCCAAGUGGCUACUUUAGCCUAAAAUUUGCAGUUUCCCUGGUCUCUGAAUUGCUGGUUUAGUGAAUAAACCUAUGUGCAUUUGGUUAUGCAGUCUUCUAGUAACAUGUGAAACAUUUUUGGUUUGUAUACGCACUAUAUAUUCAGUUGUGAAAUCUUGCAAAACUGGUGAAGUUCUAAAAUAUGCUAUUCUGAGAACUAGCUUCUCACUCUGCUUCAAAAAUAGCUGCUAAUUUCUAGUAUUUUGUCCUAUAAUGUGCAAUUCUCUUUUUUGAUUUUCCCACAGUGGGAUGUUUUGCAAGAGUACUUGAGUGAAAGACUGUGUUUGCAUAUAGAAAGGUUUUUUUUAAAUUGAAUUGGGUAUAGCAUCUGUGUUUCUUAAUGCAGAAGUAUCUGUAAAGUGACAUUUUGUGUAAAUGAGAAUUUGUAUGUGUUGGCAGUGUGUGUGUGUUUUAAUUCAGAGUUAUUUUACAAACGAUUUUUCCACAAAUACAAGUAUCUGAAGACAGUGGUGUCUAGGUAUUCAGUGUUUGUUUGUGGAGCGAUGCUCCCUCACUUUCAGUUUGACUUUCACCACGUGCUCAUAUCUUUGUGCCCCAAUAUCCCUCCCAUCAUAAUACUAGAGUGUGGCUAUUUCUGAAUGGAGGCUGCUUGCCUGUGUUUUUGCGGCUGCUUCAUAACUAAACUUGUAGAAUGUGAUGGAAGUGCUGCCAGUUAACCAGGGAUGUGGCAAUAGGAAAGACAGCACAAGAAAUAAUGUUCACUGGUGUAGGUUGGAAAAAGCUGUCAACUUCACGUACAGUAGGCAGGAAGGUUAAAGGGACACUAUAUUGCUCCAAACAACCUUAGCUUAAUGAAGCAGUGUUCUAUAUAUAUUCUUUAUUUUGUCAUAGUAUAACAAUGCAAUACAAGACAGACAUAAAAGGAAAUGUUUGCAUGGACACUAGGUUGACAAAUGUGGCAGCACCCGGUACAUAUAAGGAGCAAAGGGAGGUAAUGAACAGAUAGCGGUCUUCUUUAAAUGUUUUCUCCCAAUAUAUAUGUGUGUAUAUAUGUUAUAAACCUCGUUUUUUUUUAUCUUUGUUUUAUGAUAAUAGCUUGUCUGCCAUAUAUUAUAGAAGUAGAGUAUAAUUAGGGAAGCUUAGCGAACAUAGGAGACACUGAUGCCGGUAAUCAGGUUACAUUGUUCUGAUAAGGCAUGGUUUCGAGUGAUAUCCAUGCUUUUGAGUUAAUGAAGCAGUUUUUGUGUAUAGAUCAUAUACAAAACCAGUUUCUCUGAAACUGCUAUGUUUACAUCUGAAGGGUUAAAACCUAGGGGACCCGGCACCCAGACCACUUCAUUGAGCUGAAGUGGUUUGAGUGACUAUAGUGUCCCUUUAACUUAUUUUGUGUUUUUGUCACUGCUCAAUUCUCUGCCGUUUAGGAGUUAAAUCGCUUUUGUUUUUGUCAAUGCAACCCUAGCCACACCUCCCCUAGCUGUGACUGACACAGCCUGCAUGGAAAAAAUGGUUUCAUUUUCAAUCAGAUGUAAAUUUAUAUUAAAAUGUUUUAUCUCCUGCUCUGUAAAUUGAACUUUAAUUACAUACAGGAGGGUCCUGCAGGGUCUAGCAAGCUAUUAACAGAGAAGGAGAUAAGGAAUUGUAAAGGAAGCAUAAACAUUAGAUAACUUGUUACAAGAUGUUUUUAGAAAAGCUGUGUAAGUCAAAUGCAGGGAGGUGUGACUAGGGUUCAUAAACAACGUGAUUUAACUCCUAAAUGCCAGAGAUUUGAGCAGUGAGACUGCAGGAGCAUGAUCUAUACACAAAAACUGCUUCAUUAAGCUAAAGUUGUUUUGGUGACUAUAGUGUCCCUUUAAGGACCUCUUCUGAGCACUUUGCUGAUCAUAUUGCUUGUUUGAACUGAACCAUAAAAUGUUUAUAACAUCCUGUAUACUGAUCUCCAGUUUAUAUUUCUGCAUUGCACAGGUGAAAGACGAGAAGGGGUAAAUGCCUCUGUCACCACCGAUGUACAGGCUGUAUUUAAAGGCAAGACAUACAACCAGCUUCAGGUGAUUUUUCAAGGAAUCGAAAGCAAGAUUAGAAAAGGAGGACCGAACCUGGAUAUUGGGUAUUGGGAGAGUCUCCUGCAGCAGCUUCGGGCUUACAUGGCCAGAGCUAGGUAAAGAACAUUUUGUGUGUUGGGACUCCCAAUGCUGUCCACAAAGACAAGUUGAAUGGCUUGUUAAGAAUUCAGUAAAAUUGGCAGACUGAUUCAUAUUUAUUUAUCUUUUCGCUGAUUUUUAGGCUUCGAGAGAGACACCAGGACGUCUUGCGUCAGAAACUCUUCAAACUGAAGCAAGAGCAGGGUGUGGAAAGCGAGCCUCUCUUCCCCAUUAUAAAACAGGAGCCUGAAUCACCUAAUGACAGGUACGAACCAAAAGAUGUUCACAAAAUUAGAGAAUAGCUGCAGUUUAAAAGAUUUUCAGUUUUGUGAUUGACAAUAAAAUAAAAUGUAACCUGAAUACCAUCUGAUUCUUAAGUCAAGAAUGAAAAAAAAACUAAUCUCCUUCCCUGCUUUAAAAAAAAAAACAAUUUGUGUGUGUGUGUGUGUGUAUGUGUAUAUAUGUAUGCGUGCGUGUGUGUGUGUGUAUGUAUGUAUGUAUGUAUAUAUAUAUAUAUAUAAUCUAUCUAUCUAUAUCAUGUGUUAACUGGUUUGUCUUAACACUGAAACUAUAACAUUUGUAAUUGACUAUCUCAUCUACUGUAAACAUGUCUUCCAAGGCCAGACCAGGGAGAGUCUGCCUCAGAGCAACCUGGCUCAUCCUCUGCAGCCAAUGCCCCAGAGGAUUCUAGCAGUGCCCAAGAAGGUGAUGGCAAGGGUGAAGGUGGGGAGUCUGUACUCAUGGAAGAAGACCUAAUCCAGCAGAGCCUCAAUGAUUAUGAUGCUGGAAAAUACAGCCCAAAGCUGCUAAGUAAUCAGGAGCUGCCUUUUGAUGCUCAUGUAGUAGACUUUGAAGAGGACCAACAAAGACUGGUGCUCUGCAGGCAACAACUACAAGUCACAGGUAUUUACUUAUUGAAUGUAACAUUUAUUUAAAUGUUGUUGGUACAUGCUAUUAAAUGUCAAAUGUUGCCAUGACUUAAUGAAUGCUUUAAAGGGACACUGUAACUGCUUCGUCUCAGCCCAUCUUCCGGUGUGCUGUUAGGGCUAAUGAGUAAGCCGAAGCCUGAGCAGAAGUGACUGGCUGAGAGUGACAGCUGGCAGCUCUUAGCCUAUCACAGAACCCAUUGCUGGGAUGAAUUGGUGUGUGUAAUCUGGCUUGGCCACAAUUCUAUUGGGGGUCAGGCUGUGGGGGCCAGUGACCCUCGUUCAGUACUAAACAUCAUGAACAUAGUUUAACACUGAAUGGAAUGGCCAUUCAGAGGAGACCAGCACGAUAACUAAUUUAAUGCUAUGAAAUAGCAGUAUUAGAACUCUGAUACAUUCUGAGAUGUUCUGAAUCCAUCUUGGCUCUUAGAGGGAUACUAUAAGUGCUAAAACAACUUUAGAGUUAGGAAUACAAACACUGUAGUGAUCCCUUAAAGGGACACUAUAGUCGCCGGAACAACUACAGCUUAAUGUAGUUGUUCUGGUGAGUAUAAUUAUUUCCUUAAGAUAUUUUCAUGCAAACACUGCCUUUUCAGAGAAAAGGCAGUGUUUACAUUGUCCCUAGGGACACCUCCAAGUGGCCACUCCUCAGAUGCCCACUGUAGAUGCUUCCUGGGCAGUGCUGCAAAGUAGGCAGCACUGCUGUUCAGCGUCUCCACGCUCUGCAUGGGGAUGCUGACUUUUCCUCAUAGAGAUCCAUCACUAUGAGGAGGUGCUGAUUGGCCAAACUGGCGUUUGGCCCCAUCUCCUUGCCGAUUUCAGCCAAUCCAAUGCUUUCCCUAUGGAUUGGCUAAAAAGCAGCAAUGCUGAUGAUGUCACCAAGGAGGCGGAUCGGGCGGGGCCAGCACCGGGACCCGUGCGGCUCUGGAAAUAAGGGGAGUUUCCUGUCCCUAUAGUGUUCCUUUAUCCCCUUAAGGACUGCUGACGGUUCAGGAUCGUCAUCUUAAAAAUCCCCUUGAGGACUGAUAACGGUCCUGAACCAUCAGAACGGUAAUAUUUCUGGGGGGACUACCUGACAGCCCAGGCCGUCCACCCUUGGCGAAUUAGGCCCCCGCAGCCAUGUGAUCUCGAACAGAGCGGUUACGUCGCCUCAAUAGGCAUCCGUGUAUCUGCCUGCAGGGGCACUGCCUGAACUGACAGGCAGUCUCCCUGCAUCUGUAAAAUAAAUAAAUGUAAAAAAAAAAUUGUUAAUAAAAUAAAUUUUAAAAAAAUAAAUAUGUCUAUCUCAUACUAAGUGUAUUGUUAUAUUAAUAUAUACAUAUUAAUAUAAAAAUACCCUUUUAAUGUUCUACCUGUAUUUUGAUAUUGUAUGUAUAUAUUUAUAUCAAAAUACACUUAGAAUGACAUAUGCGUAUAUUAGUGUUUCAAAACCGUAAAACAUAUCACAACAAUGUUAUUGUCUGUGAAAGUGCAGUUUUUUGCAUUUUUCACACACAAACUGAUGAUAUUGUUGUGAUACGUUUUCCUGUUUGGAAUACUAAUAUUUGUGUCCAGUGAAGUCUCCCGAGUAUAACAGUACCCCUCAUAUACAGGUUUUAUAGUGUCGUUUUUUUUUGUUUGUUUUUUUAAGUUACAGGGUCAAAUAUAAGGGUCGCAUUUUUUUUACAUUGAAAAUUGCCAGGUUGGUUAUGUUGCCUUUGAGAGUGUAUGGUAGCCCAGGAAUGAUAAUUACCCCCAUGAUGGCAUACCAUUUGCAAAAGAAGACAACCCAAGGUAUUGCAAAUGGGGGUAUUGAAAUAUAUUCAGUCUUUUUUAGUAGCCACUUAGUCACAAACACUGGCCAAAGUUAGCGUUCAUAAUAGUUUUUUGCAUUUUUAACACACAAAUAAAUAUAAAUGCUAACUUUGGCCAGUGUUUGUGACUAAGUGGCUACUAAAAAAGACUGGGCAUACCCCAUAUUGAAUACCAUGGGUUGUCUACUUAAAAAAAUAAAUAAAAAAAAAAUAUGUACAUGUGAGGUGUGAUUCAGAGAUUUAUGACAGAUAACAGUGUUACAAUGUCACUAUUGAUACAUUUUAAAAAUAUAUAUUUUCAAACAGCAAUUUCCUUCUUGUACUUGUAGCCCUAUAACUUCCCAAAAAAAAGCAUGUAAACACUGGUUGUUUUUUUUUUUUUUUUCGUUUUUUUUUAACUCGGGACACAAUUUUGAAUCUAUUUAGCAGUCUUUAUCAUUAGCUUUUGUGGUUAAGUAAAGAUUUUUCAAGUAAAAGUAAAAAAACAUCAUUUGUUUUUAUUUUUAAAAUUUUUCACCUUAUUUUAUUUUAAUUUUUUUGUUUUGUUUUUUUUAAAGUAAAUUGUAACUUGUAUGGGAACAGUAAAUGAGAGAGUGGAAAAUUACAGCUAAACACAAACACCACAAAAGUGUUAAAACAGCUCUGGUCCUUAACGUAGAACAUGGUCAAAACAGUCCGGUCCUGAAGGGGUUAAGCUAAAGUGUUCCUUUUAUUGCUGUUGCAAUUUCUCUUCAUUUGUCUCUAUAACAUUAAUGUUGUAGCUAUAAAAUUAACCCCCAAGAAAGCGAAUAGAGCUGUACAUCCCCCCCACCCCCACCAGAUGCAGAUGUUUCACUGUACCUUUCCCAGACACCUGUCAAUUUUAUUGCUUUGAAAACAAAAAAAUGCUUAAUUUUAUUUUUUCCCCCAGUGAGUGAAAUUACUUUUCUAUAAGAACUGAGCAUGCAUUGUAAUGGGCGUUAAAAUGAAUAUACACGUUUUAAUGUAUUAUUUCUUUACAGUAGAAUGAGCGCUAAGUACAAUUACUAUAACUAUUUCUGCCUUUUAUUAUUGUUAUUGCAUUAUUCAGCUGUAGAUUUAUAGGAAAGAACCCUGUGCUUAGAGUAAAAACAAAACCUGAAAUCUUUCUCCAGUUUUUAUAAAGAAAUACUUCAAAAUGCAAUGCUGCUUUUCAGCAGUAACUAAUAAGCUGUUUGCAUGCUGUAUUCUAUCCAUUAGAUGGCAGCAUUGCGCUGAAACCAUAGACAUGGAAUAAGACUUUUCCAAAGACCUUAUGAAGAAUGUUUGCAGGUGUUACCUGAACUUUGAGGAACAAUCUAAAGUAGUGAAACUUGAGUACACGGAUAGUGCUCAGGAGAAAGCACUUUAACGAGUUACUCUUCACCAGACAACUUUAUUUAAUCCAAACUUUGUCCUUCACUUGAGUAAGGACUUGGUUCAGAAACUCUGUUUGGAUUUACUUAAAGUAGCCUUUAGUGCAAUUAUAUGAUUACAUUUGACAAUAUCAUUUUGUUUUGAAUGAUGCAGUUUAAUAUUCAAUUCAUUUAAUAAAUGUAUAGUUAAAAAAUUCUCUGGGGUUUAUCAAAGUUUAAAUCUAUAGCCUAAUCAACUAGGGUAAAUCAAAUAGCUACAUUUGGGGACCCUAAUUUCUGUGAAGCCCCAGGAUAUACAUGUCCAGGCCUGCCCUAAAUUUAGUGGGUGUCUCUGACCCGUCUUGAGAUGUUCAAUUUGUAUUAUUCUCCUAUAAUAUAAUACUUGCGUAUAACAUUUUUACAGUAGAGGAUGGAUAUUGGCAGCCAAACUUGAUUCGGCAGAUAGAUAAGGCAUUGAGGCAAGAAGCUAAUAGGCAUUGAGACAUAGAGUAAAUGGACAGCUUGGAUUAUCGCACUCUUCAUGAUCACCUAGGGAAAAUUACCCAGCAUAUGUGAUGGUGGGCAAACUGGGUUGGAUUGAAGGAGAGGUUUCUAAAAAUGUUCUAAAUUGCUGGCCAUAUGGAGGGCAGCUGUUAAGCUGUACAUAGUAGAAAUAAAUAAAUGUAGAUAAUGGAAAAGUUAAAUAACUAUAAUAUUUUGUGGUCCUCUAAUCAUUUAGAAAAAUAAAGUUUCAAGCUUGUGUUUUUUCUUAAUGAUCUGUAAAUUAAAUUACAAACUAAACUGCUCAAAGUCAUUUAAUCACUUUGAAUGAUAUAAUGAUUUUAAAGACUGUGAAUAAGAAGUGAAAGAAAUUUUGUUGGAUAUUACUUUGUGUUUAUAACUACAGUUCAUAUUUGUACUGCAUAGCAUAUAUUAAAUUACAGAAGGAAGUACUGAGAUUUUUUUUUCUUCUUUUGUUCUCCCCAGGUGAUGCCAGUGAGAGCCCUGAAGACAUCUUUAUCAGGAAAGCGAAAGAAGGUAUGGAUGGUGAUGAGGCCCAGUUCAGUGUGGAGAUCCCAGUCACAAGCAAAGCUUACCUAUGGGCGGACAAAUACAGGCCACGAAAACCUCGUUUCUUCAAUCGUGUCCAUACAGGCUUUGAGUGGAACAAAUACAACCAAACCCAUUAUGACUUUGACAAUCCACCCCCCAAAAUUGUCCAGGGCUACAAAUUCAACAUAUUUUAUCCAGACUUGAUUGACAAACGAUCUACUCCGGAAUAUUUCUUGGAGGCUUGCCAUGACAACAAGGACUUUGCUAUAUUACGUUUCCAUGCUGGGCCUCCUUAUGAAGACAUUGCUUUCAAGAUUGUCAAUCGCGAGUGGGAGUAUUCUCACCGACACGGCUUCCGUUGUCAGUUCUCUAAUGGUAUUUUCCAGCUGUGGUUCCACUUUAAGCGCUACAGAUACAGAAGAUGAGCCAUGACCUGAAAUAAGACCAUUUCCUUCCUGUUUUUGUAUAGCAACACAAAUCAAUUUUGGAGCUUUAGUGUUAAAUAAUAAAUAUGGAAACAAACCAAGACUUUUUAGAAAUUCCAAGACCAUAAUAAAUGAUUUUGCCAAAUAUCCUUUGUGCCCUCACCCACCAGUGAGAUUGUAAUACUUUUGUACAAAUAAAAUUUUUUUCUUUAUUGUUAGCCAUGGGGUUAAAUGGAAAUUAUCCAAACGCAACUUCUUGUAACCGUAUUGGUACCCGAAUUAGUCUCUAUUGAGAUAUUGCCCAGAAUCCUUAGCUCUAUUGUUUACACUCAGCUCAUGUGCACGUCCUACUCCAUCACCUAUUACACCGUUUUUAUAUCCAGAUUUUGUUUGUUUUUCAAUUACUGGCACAUGCCCACUAACUGUUAUUUAAUUAUAGAGCAUCACAGGGGGGUGGGGGAAUGGUUAACCUGAGUUAUGUGAUUUUUCAAUAUUUUAUUGAAUGGUAUAAUUUCUAGAGAAGUGGUAGUUAAAUGUUAAAGAGAAG